Molecule: messenger RNA, 1971 nt
Organism: Polyodon spathula (Mississippi paddlefish)
Lineage: Eukaryota; Metazoa; Chordata; Actinopteri; Acipenseriformes; Polyodontidae
Product: calcium-binding protein 7-like
Exons: 5
Coding region: 874-1521 (215 amino acids)
Molecular function (GO): calcium ion binding
Source: RefSeq, a predicted model, not a curated record
AGCGACAGAGAAGCAAGGGCUUCACUUCACCUGGAGUGAAAUGAACGGCAUCGCAAAACAAAGAAAACACUGUUCUCUGAACGAAUAAUGGCAAGCACAGCUUUGUGCUGGACUGAGUCACUCUGAUCAAUUGAAAACUGGCUAAAGGAAAGAACAAAACAUGCUUUUUGGUCAGGGAGAAAGUUAGAAGAUUAUUUCAGCCUAAAUCGCUUACAGCUGUCAUGGGCUCUUUUUCGGAUUCGAACAAUAUAAUUUGAUUUACAGUUCGUGUUUUGAAUUAAACAAACAAAACCAAACAAAAAAAUAAAGAUGAUUCAACAUGACACCAGUUUCAAGUGCUAGAUUAGAGCUUAGAUUCAAUGGGCCCUUCGUCAUUGUUCAGUGUGUUAUGGAACGUGCAUUAUACUCAAGAUACUGCACUUGGUUCAAAUGCAAAUCAGAAAUUUAAAUUUGCUGGUCAUUUGUGUGCAUAAUACAUUUUUAUAAGCGUAGGUUUAAGUUUUUACAGUAUUCACGACCAGAGAUUGCAGAUCACUGUUAGAAAUCACGGUUAGGGAAAUUUGACAUAAAGUUUUAGAUUCGGUUAUUGACAAUUAUUACGUGGAUUUGAUAGACGUUGGUUUUACUUAGAUAAAGGUGGAAGGUGGAUAAGUGAGUAAUCAUUUCCCAAUACUAAGCACAACGAUCAAUUACUGUGAUUGUUGUCUCGACAAAAGCAGCAACAGGACAUUACUUUUAACUCAUGGCUUUAUGAGAGCUCGGCGUUCCGUCACCUUUUCAACAAGUGAAGCGAUGCUCAAGGGACCUACCUCCAGAUUACUAUAGAUUGCUAUGUGAAGAUCUCGACACACGUGUUGGUUUUGGAUCUCCAAAAUGCCUCUCCACCCAGUGACCUCCACUUUAAUGUACAGGGGGAUCUGUACCAUCCCGGACAUUCUCACGUACAAGACCCCUGUAAAUAUCCCCGAGGAUGAAUUAGAAGAGAUCCGGCAGGCGUUUAUGGUGUUUGAUCGCGAUGGGAAUGGGUUCAUCUCCAAGCAGGAGCUGGGAAUGGCCAUGCGAUCCCUGGGAUACAUGCCCAACGAGGUGGAGCUGGAGGUCAUUAUCCAGAGACUGGACAUGGAUGGAGAUGGGCAGGUUGAUUUUGAUGAGUUUGUGACCCUGCUCGGACCCAAGCUGUCUUCAGCGGGAAUGCCCGACAAGUUCCAUGGGACUGACUUUGACACUGUGUUCUGGAAGUGCGACAUGCAGAAAUUAACAGUGGAGGAGCUGAAAAGACUACUUUACGACACCUUCUGCGAUCACUUAUCCAUGAAAGACAUCGAGAACAUCAUCAUGACAGAAGAGGAGGGCCGCAUAGAAAACCCUGAUGACUGCCCCGUGGAUAUAGACACCAGCCCCACGCAACAGAUCAAGCAGACGUGUGUGAGGAAGAGCCUGAUCGGCGCCUUUGCCAUCGCGUUCAUCAUCAGCGUCAUGCUGAUUGCAGCCAACCAGGUGCUGCGGAGCGGGAUGAAAUAGGAGCUUUGAGAAGAAAGCAAGAGCAACACCAACAACCAGACUUUACAAACAACUGUACUGAACAACAACCCCAAGAACAAACACCCACUCCAAUGGGCAGCCGUGGUCUCUGUGUGUUAGCUGCUUGCCAGCGCUGCCUUGCUUUGGCUAUUAUUGUCCCCCCCUUGUUGCCCGACACCCUGUUUGCCUGGAAAGAAGCAGGUGCCUUUGGACGCACAGAAUCAUGAUCCAUGAACUUCAGCUGAUGUACGAUGCAUGUAGAUGCAUGGAUUUACAUCAAAACACACCCGAAGCGUUGCAUUUCUGUACAGAACUAGAACUCAUUUAUGAGGAACGGAAGUCAUCCCACACCACUAGUGGAUCUUCUUGGACUCAUGAACAUUCAGUAAGCCCUGCUUAAAAUAAUAAUAAUAAUAAUAAUAAUAAUAAUAAUAAUAAUAAUAAUAAUAA